Messenger RNA from Salmo salar (Atlantic salmon), 1266 nucleotides. The record is from RefSeq and is a predicted model, not a curated record. Lineage: Eukaryota; Metazoa; Chordata; Actinopteri; Salmoniformes; Salmonidae.
AUGAAGCUGACCCUGGACCAGUUAUCAGCCCAGCUCAGCUUCACUCCUCUGCUGCAUGUUGAGAACGCCACACAGGCCAGACUCAACAACAAGCUGACCAGUUUGUUAUGGACAGUCCAUGAGCCGACCACGGUGGCUCUGACACUCAUGUACUGCCUGUCCUUCCUGGUUGGGUUCGUAGGGAACAUCAUGUCAAUGAAGGUGCUUACCAACCGACGUAGCGAGAGACUAGCCGCGGUCAGCGCCACACGGUACCUCCUGGUUAACCUGGCGGUGUGUGACCUGGCCGUGGUAUGUGUCUGCAUGCCCAUAACGCUGGGUCACCAGAUCUACUCGGCCUGGGUCUACGGGGACUUCCUCUGCCGAGCGGUCCCCUUCACCCAGGCCGUCUCCGUGUCGGCUAGCGUGCUAACGCUUACGGUCAUCAGCGUCAAUCGUUACUUCAGUGUACGCUGCCCGCUCCGUGCCCGCUCCCUCUUUACCCGCCGCCGGAUCCUAGCGACGGUCGCCGUGGUGUGGGUGGUGUCAUCAGCGAUCUGCGCCCCAUUGGUGUUCAUGAACCGGCGAGAUGAGAUCAGCCUGGGGGCGUCGUUUGUGAUCCCUGUGUGCCAGGAGGUGUGGCCGGGGCCGCGUCUGAAACAGGGCUACACGGUCUUGCUCUUCGUGGCGCUCUACUGCAUCCCUGUGACCUUUAACCUCACCAUCGGCUUCCUGACUGGCCGCCGGCUCUGGGGGGACGGGAAGCGGACGUUUACGGAACUCGACUCUCGAAGCCGAGCGCUCCACACUGAGCGCCUCAAGACGAGGAAGAAGAUAGCCAAAAUGGUGGUGGCCCUGGUGCUGCUGUUUGCAGUUUCCUGGCUGCCCCUAUAUCUGGCUGAGUUCUGGAUUGACCGAGUGCAGCAUCCGCCAUCUUGGCUCAUGCAGACCCAGCCCUUUGCCCAGUGGCUGGGCCUCACCAACUCCAGCCUCAAUCCUAUCUGUUACUGCUUCAUAGGUGAUCUCCACCGUGGAGCCAAGGUGUUUCGUACCCACUACCACCGCCGGAUCGCUGCUCUCUUUGGUUCCUCUUUCGCCAACUCCGCCACGACCACCGUCGCCGAGGGAGGAGUAGCCGCGGCAACCGUGGCCGCGUCCACGGCAGCCAUUCCUAAGUUGUUUACCUUCUCCAGGGGGGCAGGGGGGCCAGGCAAGAUGGAGGACGGGUUUGAUAACAGUCUGUCUGACUGGUACAAGUCCAGCCUCAAGUGGACACCUCACCUUUAA